Messenger RNA from Nothobranchius furzeri (turquoise killifish), 2253 nucleotides. RefSeq names its product gastrula zinc finger protein XlCGF57.1-like. Gene Ontology annotation, biological process: regulation of gene expression. NCBI's taxonomy places the organism in Eukaryota, Metazoa, Chordata, Actinopteri, Cyprinodontiformes, Nothobranchiidae. Gene Ontology annotation, cellular component: nucleus. The record is from RefSeq and is a predicted model, not a curated record.
UGUGCUAAUUAAAAAAAAAAAACCUUAACAACUUUCAAACAAACAACCAAACAAUUUUUUUUAUAAACUUACAUUCAUUGCUGCUUUCCUUUAAACUUAAUAUUGACUUUAAUUAUUUUUUAAAUGUCUUGUUUUUUUAUUAGGAUAUUUGACAACAUUUUUAUCACAUUUUACUUUUCUUGUAUUUUCAUUUUUGUAUUUUUUUUUUAAAUUACAGUCGACUAAUCUGUAAUAGCUAGAUAUAUUUUUCCUUUUAAACCAUUUUGGUCCCGAGGUUAAUCUUGCUUGUAGUUCCAGUCAGUUUGUGUUCCGUGACGGACGAAAAAACAUAGACGGAACUUCCGUCCAGGAUGCUCCUUCGCGGUGUUUACUGUUCUUUUUCUACAAGGGUGGAAAAAGAAGCGGAUAGACGUAUUGGAACUUGAUGUGCCCACCUCUAACAGCACAGUAAAUGUUAAUGGCGAAUAUUAACAAAAACGUGGAGCCAGCAGGUCAAACAGCGACUGGAUGCAGCAGAGGGAGAAAUCUGAGAGAUUUACUCUGAAACAUCAGCCGCAGACUCUCAGCAAGAGUUUUCACGUUUAACGGAAAAUGAGCAACGGAGGAAAAAGUCCCCAUGAUCAGCUGGGCAUGCUGGAUGUUCAGCAGACGGUGUUGAAUAAAGAAGCAGCUCCUAAAGCACUAAGCCCUGGUGUGAGCCAGAUGGACCUGGAGACCCUCAACGUGAAGGAGGAAGAGGAGGAGCCACUUCCUGAUAUGAUGAAGACUUAUGCCACCAGGAUAUCAUGCACUGCAGGUUCUUGUCAGUGUGAGGAGGAAGAAGACAAAUUUCUGUUGUCACAGUUCAAUAAGCACCAGGCUACUGACCGAGAUCUUCCAACCAGCAGCUUUUCUGUCCAGAUCAAAGGAGAAAGUGGUGAAGAGGACUGUGAAGGAGCAGAAAGUACCAGGAAUGCAGAUCUAAAUCCUUAUGAAGAUGAUUCCAACUCUUCUGGGACUGAUUUCAGUGAGAAUAAAGAUGACCAGGAAGAGAACAUAUGUGACUGUCAGCUGAAAUCCUUGUCAGACUCUGAGCCAGAAACUGAAGACAGUCAAAAAGAAUGGAACGAGAGUGGGUCAUCUGAGUCAGAUGUUAAGGCUGUGAACAAAUCUUUAAGCUGCCCUGAGUGUGGUAAACGUAUUUUCCACAAAGGGUCUCUCCAGAAACAUGUGAGAGUGACAAGUUAUUCAGCAAUGAGGUCUUCAAGAUGUUGGGAAAAUAAGAAAGGUGUUGGAGUGGAGCAAAAUGUAGACUCAUGCAGGAAAGUCCAGAAGCAACUAAAAUCAUUUAGUUGUGAUGAUCGUGGAUUUUCUUUUAGCGAUGAAUCAAAACUUAACAGUCAUAUGAGAGUCCACACAGGUCAGAAACCUUUUGCUUGUGAUGUUUGUGGACAAAGAUUUGGCUAUAAGGCACAUUUUAUCAGUCACAUGAGAGUCCACACAGGUCAGAAACCACUUGCUUGCGAUGUUCCUGGACAAACAUUUAGUGAAAACUCAAAUGGACACCUGCAAGUCCACACUAAACAGAAACGUUUUAUGUGUGAUGUUUGUGGACAAAGAUUUAACUGUAAGCCACAUUUGAUUGGUCAUAUUAGAGUCCACACAGGAGAGAAACCUUUUUCUUGUGAGGUCUGUGGACAAACAUUUAACCAGAAGACAGCUUUAAUAAGUCACAUGAGAGUCCACACAGGACAGAAACCUUUUGAAUGUGAGCUUUGUGGAAAAAGAUUUAGCCAAUUGUCAAAUUUAAAUGGACAUAUAAGAGUCCACUCGGGACAUAAACCAUAUUCUUGUAAGCUCUGUGGACAAAAAUUUUUUCAUAAGACACAUUUAAACAGACACGUAAGUGUCCACACAGGACAAAAACCUUUUCCAUGCGAUGUUUGUGGAAAAGAAUUUAACCAAAAGACGAAUUUAAACACUCACAUGAGAGUCCACACAGGACUGAAACCUUUUGUGUGUGAUGUUUGUGGAGACAGGUUCAGGCAUAAGGUCAGUUUAAACACACACAUGAGAGUCCACACAGAAAACAAAACAGAUUUAACUACAAGGGUUCCUACUGGUACAACUUAAUGUUCACAUCUUUGGUGUGUUCUUGCUGUGUUGAAAUUCUAAAUUCCAUCUUUUAGUUCUUUUUAAAACACAGAAAGGUUUUAUUUGCCUGCAACGUUUCGUUUGCGGCUGCAAACUUCGUCAGGCUGACGCUGAUGGUGG